Dermacentor albipictus is the source of this 799-nucleotide messenger RNA. The record is from RefSeq and is a predicted model, not a curated record. NCBI's taxonomy places the organism in Eukaryota, Metazoa, Arthropoda, Arachnida, Ixodida, Ixodidae.
CAGGCUGCUACCAUGACCCGGCCUCUGCCGCUGCUGCUGCCCGUGGUGCUCGUGGCAGCGGCCGCCUCGGGCGCGCGCUGCCCGCAGGACCAGGACCGCUGGGACGCGAGCAACAAGGCGCUCACCGCGUCGCUCGUCUUCCAGGGCCGGCUGCUGUCCAAGUCGGUGGACGCGGUGGGAAACCUUCUGGCACGCUUCCGCGUCCAGAAGGUGCUCAAGCCCAUGCCGACGGCGACGUUGCGCCGGCGCCAAGAGGUCGUCGUCGCCCUGGUCAAGAGCCGGCCGCCGCCCACGCAGCAACACCUCAACCGCUCCGCGUCGCCGCGCACGCCGCGUCGCGACGCGCUCAACAACGAGGCCCUGGUGCCCCGCCGGCGGACCUUGUGCCCCGUGUCCGUGCCGCAGGGAUUCGUGUUCAACGCACGUUACCUCGUCUACGCCAACCCCAUCGCCGGCCGUGCGGCACGACGGCUGCUGCUGCCGGCGGCGGCAAACUUCUCGGCGGCCGCCACGCCUGACCACUACACGCGCCGCGCCGGACGCGCCGUCAAGAAGGUCGUCUGCAACGGAUGCGGUGGCGGCUCGAAGUCCUUGGACUCGGGCGGCAUUUUCGGCUUGCCGGACGGCUCAGAGCUGGUCUGCCAACUCCGAACUUUUGAGAGCCGCAUCCCAGUGGCGGCGACGGCGACGGAGAAGGUCCCCGGCGGCCCCCGCAGCCGGGGCGGCGUCGGAAACAAGCGAGCUCGAGGCUUCCCGUACUCUGGCAGCGGCCGCGAUUACGGACGCAACGCCAAGGGAU